Zonotrichia leucophrys gambelii is the source of this 1790-nucleotide messenger RNA. RefSeq names its product THAP domain containing 5 (gene THAP5). The coding region runs from base 101 to 1309 and encodes 402 amino acids. The record is from RefSeq and is a predicted model, not a curated record. Gene Ontology annotation, cellular component: nucleus. Lineage: Eukaryota; Metazoa; Chordata; Aves; Passeriformes; Passerellidae. The transcript is spliced from 3 exons.
CCCCGGCCUGCCCAGCUCGGCCCGGCCCGGCCCGGCCCGGCCCGGCCCGGCCCGGCCCAACUCAGCUCGGCUGGGCUCGGCCCGGCCCGGGGUUGCCGCCAUGCCGCGGUACUGCGCCGCCACCCGCUGCAAGAACCGCGGCGGCCAGAGCGCCAAGGACAAGCGCAAGCUCAGCUUCUACCCAUUCCCACUUCAUGACAAAGAGAGACUGGAGAAGUGGUUGCGGAACAUGAAGCGGGAUUCCUGGACUCCAAGCAAGCACCAGCUCCUCUGCAGUGACCAUUUCACCCCCGAUUCCCUGGACGUGCGGUGGGGAAUACGCUACUUGAAAAGCACCGCUGUGCCAACCAUUUUCUCUUCCCCAGAUGAUGAGGAAAAAGAUUCUUCUCAAAACAGUUCACAGCAGGUACAGAAAAAAGACCAGGAAGAAACAAAUGUUGUGUCAGAGAAAGAGUCUGUACCACUUGAACCUUGUACACCAAAGAAAAAUUCUAUAAUUGCACAAAAUGUAGAGGAAAAAGCAGAAGUGGUUUGCUCAACUGCACUGAGUGAACCUUUACAAAUUCAAAACUUGAACCUUCCACAUGAAGGUGGCUUUCAGGCAGACCAUGUCAUCCUUGACAGUUCAUCUAGGCAGUACCUACAUCAGCCUAAUCCUAUUCUAAUGACAGCAGCAGUCCAGGGCAUGGAGGCUACCGGUGUUCAUACUUCUAUAGAGGAUUCAGGGGGUUGUACAGCUACAGUCCUGCAAUUUACAGACUCUGACUGCUUGAAUUCAUCUCUGAAACUGGACAGUGCUUUAGGGUUGGUUACUGAAUAUGCAGUUGAGAAUUCUGUCCCUCACGUGGUCUGUUCUGAAGUGCAGACAAGUGAAGAUGCAGUUUUACUGAGUACAGUCACACAAACUAUUGAACAGUUCAGUGGAACUGAAGAGUCUGUCAUUGCUAUUAUUAUGCCAGCUGAGAGUCCUGAAGAGCCUGAAACAGUAAAUACUUCUUGUCUGCCUGUUAAGGAAGAGUUUCUUGACACAGAGGAGACAGAAGUGAUUGGAUAUGAUGGAAAUGAAAUACUGCAGACUGAGCAUUCAUACUGCAGACAAGACAUAGACAGAGAUCACCUUUGGCAAAAAAUUUCAAAACUCCACUCUAAGAUAACUUUACUUGAAAUGCAAGAGGUAAAAACUUUGGGGAGACUCAGGUCCUUGGAAGCUCUUAUUAGACAAUUGAAGCAAGAAAACCUGCUUUCUGAAGAAAAGCUGAAGUUGGUAGAAAACUACUUUACAACACUUGAAGUGACUGUGAUACAGUAAAGGCUUUCAGUUGAUGGUUCCCAAAUAUCUUUUUAACCUCUUUGACUGUACUUUUGGACAAAUUAACUUUUUUCCAGUUGUGGUGUUUUAAACAUCUAAUGAAAAUCAUGUGAAUAGCAUUCUUUAAAAUGUUACAUCAAACAAAGCUAAGUGGUAGAAUGUUGUCUGUACAACAUGACUGGCAAGUAAAAUUAAAAAAACAACCCAAAUUGGGCAAAGUUUCCUUAAAUGUGUGAAUCAAGUCAGUAAAAGAUAAUUUAACCCUUUCUUAGCUGCAGGCUUCUCUGAAACAUGCAAUGCCUGCAUUGGGGACAGCAGUAGAAUGGACAGAAUAAGCAUACAGGAUGAACAAUUAUGUAUGUACAUUGUCAUAUGCAUUGUCCAGUGAGGUCAAAAUUGCUCUUUAGUUUUCUGUUCCUAUAACAAUUCUUCUGAUAGUUUUUUGUAUGCUUUGAUUUUAUUAAAAUUGUUUCUGCAUAAA